This is a messenger RNA of Schistosoma haematobium, 1649 nucleotides long. Its product is annotated as camp-dependent protein kinase catalytic subunit, variant 2. The record is from RefSeq and is a predicted model, not a curated record. The transcript has 4 exons. The coding region runs from base 54 to 608 and encodes 184 amino acids. NCBI's taxonomy places the organism in Eukaryota, Metazoa, Platyhelminthes, Trematoda, Strigeidida, Schistosomatidae.
AAAGGAGUGUUGGCCGUCAUGGCAACUGAGUUAAAUGUUUUUAAGACAACAAGAUGACUUCAAAUCCCUUUCUUUUACCGAAAUUUGAAAAUAUAUUUGAGUUGAGAGAUACAAAAAAGGAAGAAAGACUUAAGAGGACAAAAGAACUUGCAAAGUUGAAAGUUUAUCAAAAGAUUCAACUUCAUAAGAAAAACAAAUCAAGAAGGUCAAUUCUGAAUGAAUUAAAACCCGUAAACGAAACGAAUACCUCGGAUGCCAAUAAUGUGGCGUUUAUAUUGCAGAAGACAAAAAGGCAGUUUACUGACAGAGAAACUAGAGACCAGUUUAUUGCUAAUAGAAGAGAAAUGUUUUUUCUAGAGUACCUUAUUGCAGUACAACGCUCAGAGCUAAAAAGGCUGGAAGAAUUGGCAUCACAUGAAGAUCUCAAGCUUGAGCUUGCAGAGCAAUGUUUGGAACAAGACGCGGCCCUUUUUGACGAGUUCCUCAAGGAAAACGACAAAAGUUCCGUGGAAGCAGUGGCUAAGGGCCUUUGUUUCAGUGUACCCUUAAGGGACAUAAUUGCAAUUAUGUCGCAUGCGUCCACAUUAUGUAGUGGUAAACAGAAUUAAUUUCCCUCCACAACUCUAAAUUAACUUUAUUGUGUAAUGAAUAGUCAUUGUGGAGUGAUUAAAGUCACCGCAUUUUAAUUAGUGUGGCAGUACUAUCAGAGCAAAGUACUAUGUAAAUUAAUUGUGCGGAUUUAUAUUAUCGAUAGAUAUCAAUUUCAUUGCUCUCUGACUUUCUAUUAUUAACUUUGGAUGUGUACCUAAAAGUGGUCUUUUUCUAGCUACCUUUUGAGUUUACGCUUUUUGUCAAAGGUGUAGUUCCUGACGUUCUGGACAUUUCAGAUCUGGACCCAACGCAACUUUGAUUAUUUUAAAUGGUGUUUUUACUACACACUAAUAUCUACUAGAACACUUAUGACAGUCAAAAAACACUAGAUAUCUGUGUUUUACCAGCUUUGAGACUUCUUAACAGUGGCAUACACAUCUUCAAGUGGGAUCAAGCUGGAAAAUUUCAAGCUUUACUAAAACCAAUAACUUUAAUUCAUCUCUUUGCAAAUUUUGUCCAAAAAUUGUUCAAUACCGCCCAAAACUACUCAUAAAAUAUGGUUUACUCAUAUUAUCCCUAAUUCUCUUUCUCUUUUAGCAUUUCAUAGUACGGAGAGUGUGAAAGUUGGGGAAGAUGUGGCUAUGAUAUAAAUUUUCCGAUCUAAUUUUCACAAACAUUUUAUUUUUAAAUUCCAAAGACAUUGAUCAGAAAGUCAAAAUGUUACUCCUAUUCAUGUAUAUAAACAGAAGACUAAUGGUAUCCGACGGAUACUUUUAAGGGGCAAAUAAAGCACUUAGCGAUGGUAGUACUUAACUCAAGGAAUACAUUUUUAGUGAAUUAUUUUCUAAUACAGUCACUUUGUGCCUUUAUUUCUGCCUUUACCUGUUAGGUAAUCAAAGUAACUAGUGUUUGUAACUAAUAUGUCCAUACGUGGCUAAUAUAAAGGAUUUCGACAUUAAAUCUUGUCUAGUGGAACUAGAGGCUUGUUCAAAACUCCAUAGUUUUUCUGCAAAUAUACUUAAUUUCCUGAAGAGAUAUAAAAGAAUUUACCUGUGUAC